AUGGUUGAAGCAAAAAACUUUUACACAAACUACGCCAUUAGAUGUGGCUUUGUUGUGCGCACUAGAACUUCUAAAAAAGAUAAAAACAACAAUGUCUACUACUUGAGAUUAGUUUGCUCAAGGGAAGGGAAAUAUGUGUCUUCCAUCAAACCCGAGGUAAAAACACUUCCAAGUCAAACUAAGCAAUGUUCUGCUGGGAUAACCAUUGCAAGGAAGGACGACAAGUGGUUUAUAAGAACCGUUGUUCUAGAGCACAGCCAUGAUCUUUGCCCUAAUAACUCAAAGCUAUUUGCUGUCAAUAGAAAAUUAAGCAUGCAAGCUAAACACACCUUGGAGGUGAACGAUGAUGCUAGAGUUAGGAUAAAUAAGAGUUUCCUUAGCAUCGUCACCGGUGCAGGUGGCUUUGAAAACAUGGAGUUCGUCGAGCGGGAUGCGAGAAAAUACAUUGGGCAACCCAGAAGAUCUUUAUGUAAGGAUGGUGAUGGUUAG
Vigna angularis (adzuki bean) is the source of this 489-nucleotide messenger RNA. Its product is annotated as protein FAR-RED IMPAIRED RESPONSE 1-like. Bases 1 to 489 code for a protein of 162 amino acids. The transcript has a single exon. Lineage: Eukaryota; Viridiplantae; Streptophyta; Magnoliopsida; Fabales; Fabaceae. The record is from RefSeq and is a predicted model, not a curated record.